AUGGUAACGGAGAAAGGCAAAAGGAGCAGGCCAGAGACGGGUGCCCGAGCAAGGCACCCGGACCUUUUUCCCCGGAUAGGAAAAUUCACCAACUACACCCUACUCACUCUCCCUAUCGUGGAAGUUUACCAGCAAAUCGCCGAAAAGGGAAUAUUGACGAAGCCCCGACCUCUGAAAGACCGUACAGGGGGGAACAAGAGCCUCUACUGUGAUUACCAUAAAGGCUAUGGGCACCAAACACAGGACUGCUUCAACCUGAAAGAUGCGCUAGAACAAGCAAUCAGGGACGGUAAACUGGCCGAAUUCUCCCACCUUAUCAGGGAACCGAAGAGACGACAUCGCAACCACGAUGAAGAUGCUAAGACCCGAUCGACGAAACGGUGGCAAGAACCAGAAAACGACGAUCACGGCCUCACCAUAAUAAACGUGGUGACCACCAAAAACACAGCGCCAAAGUCGAGGUCUGCGCACAAGAAAGACGCCAAAGUCCUGGCAAUUUCCUCCUCGCCAGCACGAAGCUCCAAGAGGUCCCCAACUAUUUCCUUUGGGCCAGAGGAUCAUUGGUUCGACGAGGUCCCUGAGAACCCACCCAUGGUCAUUACGGCUAUGGUGGGAACCGGCCUCGUCAAACGAAUCCUUGUGGACACAGGGGCAGACUCAAACAUUAUGUUCCGCAACGUGUUCGAUGCGCUGGGAUUACGGGACGCCGACCUCACGACUCACCAGCACGGUGUCAUAGGGUUAGGCGACUACUUCAUUAAGCCGGACGGGAUAAUAUCCCUCCCGACUUCCGUGGGACAAGGACAAGGACGGAGGUCAAUAAUGGCCGAGUUCGUGGUUCUACGGGACUCCACUGCCUACAACAUCAUCCUAGGGAGAAAAACGAUUAACGAUGUUAAGGCGGUAAUCAACACGAAGCUGCUGGUCAUGAAAUUUGUUGCUGAUGAUGGAUCGGUAGGAUCUAUAAGGGGAGAUCUGGAAACGACAGUCGCUUGCGACAACGCCAGCCUCUCCUUGAGGAAGAAGUCUUGGGCAUAG
This is a messenger RNA of Arachis duranensis, 1038 nucleotides long. RefSeq lists its product as uncharacterized. Gene Ontology annotation, biological process: proteolysis. Gene Ontology annotation, molecular function: aspartic-type endopeptidase activity. The coding region runs from base 1 to 1038 and encodes 345 amino acids. The transcript has a single exon. The record is from RefSeq and is a predicted model, not a curated record. Lineage: Eukaryota; Viridiplantae; Streptophyta; Magnoliopsida; Fabales; Fabaceae.